AGGAUAGCCGGACUGCUUCCUCGAGUUAUUAAAAAAAAACGAAAAACAAAGUGGGCUGACGCGUAAGUGAAGGUGCGCAAGAAAACCAUGUCGGAUUCAAGAAAUGCAAACCGAGGCAGAGGACGUUCGACCGCCCAACAACAACAACAACAACAACCUCCAAGGCGACCGGUAACAGCAGAAAAUGUACCGCAGGUAGUGGAAGGCAUAGGACGAGGAGCCGUCCGAACAAGAGAACCUCCUGGCAAUCCAAAUGAGAGGCAAACAAGCGGAGCAGAAGGAACUGCGCCGCAGGCCGAAGGGGGCAAAGAUCCUUCGGACGAGGUAUCAGCCGUCCACUUGUCACACGACCCACCUCUGCCACGUUCAACAAAGCAGGAUCUGGUGGCGCGCCUAUCAAUGUUCGAUCAAAUUACUUCCAGCUGAUCAAAAGACCCGACAUGCAUCUGUUGCAUUAUCGUGUCGAUUUCACGCCGGAAGUUGAUCACCCCGGCGUGAAAAAAGCUCUUAUUCGAGUCCACCAGCAAACACUUGGAAGAUACACUUUCGAGGGUAACGAUCUCUUCAAUACGACCCGUCUGGCACAACCGUUGGAAUUGGCAUCGAGGCGAAAUUCUGAUGGAAGUGACGUCAAAAUCACUUUCAGACUCGUCGGAGAACUUCAAAAAGACGAUCCUGAAUACACACAGGUCAUGAACAUAAUUCUACGCCGGUGCCUGGCCAUGCUCAAUUUGGUGAUGAUUAGAAGGAAUUAUUAUGACGCGGUAGCUCGCGAAGACGUUGUGGGCUAUCCUAUAACGAUUUGGCCGGGAUAUUUGACGGCUAUUCAACAUCACGAAAAGGAAUAUCUUUUAAAUGUCGAAAUUGUCCACAAGUUCCUCCGAAGAGACACGGCCUUGGACGUCAUGGACAGAAUCCGUCGAGAAACCAGGGACGAUUUGCAAGCUCGCAUUAAAGCUGAAUUGGUUGGCAAAAUCGUCAUGACGGGCUACAACAACAAAACGUACCGAAUUGAUGACGUCGAUUUCGAGAAAAACGCAUCGUCCACGUUCCAUUUACGUAAACAAGAUCGUGACGUCACGUACAUUGCCUAUUACCAAGAUCGAUAUCAACAAACAAUCAGGGUGGCUACGCAGCCGUUGCUCGUGUCACGACCAUCACGUCGUGACGUUAAUCGCGGCGAUGAUCAACCAAUUUACCUUGUCCCAGAAUUGUGCGGCAUGACGGGAUUAUCUGACGAGCAGCGGAAUAAUUUUAAUCUGACGCGAGCCGUCGCCAAUAUCACGCGCGUCGCGCCCGAUAGGCGAGUGACAACUUUAAUGAAAUUUCGUCGCCGUUUAGCUGAAUCUCCAGAGAUUCAACGAGAGCUCAAUAGCUGGGGACUUCAAUUCCAAAAUGAUCUCGUUUCUUGCAACGCCAGAAUUUUACCACCGCGACCUCUUUUGACGGGCGGAGAUCGAAGGAUUGAAGUCAGGGAUGGCGAUUGGAGUCGCAGUAUGUACAAUACGAAAAUGCAAGUGUCUGUCGUGUUGACUGAAUGGAUCGUCAUCCAUCCGAGUGACAUGAGCCAAAAAGUCCGAUCGUUUGUUCAACUGAUUCAAAGAGUCGGUGCUCCUCAAGACUUUAACGUACCAGAACCUCAUUACAUCGCUCUACCGGCUUAUCGUACAGGCAAUUACGUCACUGCAUUGCGAGAGGAAUUGAGCCGCAAAUCAUAUCACAUCGUUAUGUGCGUUUUGCCCAAUAAUCGACAAGAUACAUACGCAUCUAUCAAAAAUAUUACGCUUUGUCAAUUCGGAAUCGCUUCACAAGUAAUCACAGGACGAAUUCUUCAAGGAGAUGAACGCAGACAAAUGUCAGUUGCCACUAAAGUAAUGACACAACUGGCCUGCAAAUUAGGAGCUGAACCGUGGAGAGUGGACGUGCCAAACAAGCCGUGGAUGAUUGCAGGUUACGAUACCUAUCACGACGCUCGAGCAACGACGGCAGUCGGGGCUUUCGUAGCCUCUGUCAAUUCAAGUUACACACGUUACAAUUCGUCAGUGAAAAUCCAUUCUGCCAAUGAAGAGAUCUCGCCAAGUUUCCAAGAUCACAUGCUCACCGCUUUAAAGGCCUAUUUUCAAAGAAACAAGGAUUUACCUGAAAAUAUCAUCAUCUAUCGUGACGGUGUAGGAGCAGGGGAUAUUGCACGAGUUAUGGAAACUGAAUUAGCCGCAAUCAAGACUGCCUGCACUGAAGCGGGAAAGAAAGUGAAGGACGGCAAUUAUAAACCUGGCAUUUCUUUCGUGAUUGUCAGCAAACGAAUAAACACGCGUUUCUUCGCUGAUAGAAACGGGAGGCCAGACAAUCCGCCGUGCGGAACCGUAGUCGACAAUACGGUGACACUCGGAGAACGAUUUGAUUUCUUCUUGAUCUCACAAAAAGUCAAUCAAGGGACAGUGUCGCCCACAAGUUUUAACGUCAUCCAUAACUCAACAAAUCUCCCUCCUAACGCUCAUCAAUCGAUGGCUUACGCUCUGACGCAUGUCUAUUACAACUGGGCGGGGACGUUACGUGUUCCAGCACCGGUACAAUACGCGCACAAAUUGGCGUACCUGGUAGGUGAGAGCGUUAAGAACAUUCCACGUGAAGAUUUGGCCAAAUUUCCCUAUUACCUUUAAAUUUGCAUUUUUUUUUAAGUACUGUGUGAAGAGAAUUGCAAUAUUGAAUUUAAUGAUGCCAUAUUUUUUUACAAGUUUCCCUUUAACUGUUUGACUACUGUUGAUGACACAUUUGACAUAGAAUUAUCAAUUCUAUUCAUUCUGUUCACACAAUACAUUGCAACCUUAAAACCUC
Messenger RNA from Daphnia carinata, 2835 nucleotides. RefSeq names its product piwi-like protein Siwi. Gene Ontology annotation, molecular function: piRNA binding; protein binding. The record is from RefSeq and is a predicted model, not a curated record. The transcript is spliced from 16 exons. Gene Ontology annotation, biological process: regulatory ncRNA-mediated gene silencing. The coding region runs from base 441 to 2660 and encodes 739 amino acids. NCBI's taxonomy places the organism in Eukaryota, Metazoa, Arthropoda, Branchiopoda, Diplostraca, Daphniidae. Gene Ontology annotation, cellular component: P granule.